AUGGAUGUGACGUGCCCCAUUUGUAAAAAAGAUCCUGAAGCAGUUGAGCAUGCCAUUAUAAAAUGUGUUUCUGCUAAGGCAGUGUGGGCUAAAUGGAUUGACUGCCCUAUCAGAAUUCUUGAUUGCAGUCUGGAUGUUACUGAUUUGGCUCUCAUCUUAAUGAACCAGGGAACUCAAAGUGACCUGGAGAAAUUUUUUGGGGUGGCCUGGUCAAUUUGGUAUAAUAGGAACCAGGUGGUGAAUGAGAAUGGUGGUGCUGUUGCUGAACUUGUCUGGGGAUCGGCUAUCCGUUUGAUAGAAGACUUCAAGGAGGAAGGGAACUCUGGAAUUGGAGUCAUAAUUAGAGAUUGGAAUAAUCAAGUUGUUGCAGCUUUGAGUAAGCCCCUUUCGGGUAGAUUUGCAGUGGAAGAGACUGAGGCAAUUGCUAUGGAGCUGGGCAUUGUUCUCGCUAGGGAGUUGGGAUUAAAUCAAAUCAUCUUGGAAGGAGAUUCAAUGCAAACUGUUCAAGCAAUAUGCAGCAAAGAUGUGUGGGGAGUUGCAGGCCAUAUAAUCCAUGGCAUUUUGGAAGGAAUGAAUGGUUUUAUUUAUGCAGAAGCUAGAUACAUUUGCAGGAAUAGCAACAAAAUAGCCCAUGAGCUAGCUCAACAGGCCAAAAGAUCAGGAGAGGAAUGUAAGUGGUUUGAUGAGGUCCCUGAAUCUAGCAAGUUUGUGUAG
Messenger RNA from Quercus robur (English oak), 714 nucleotides. RefSeq lists its product as uncharacterized. Lineage: Eukaryota; Viridiplantae; Streptophyta; Magnoliopsida; Fagales; Fagaceae. The record is from RefSeq and is a predicted model, not a curated record. The coding region runs from base 1 to 714 and encodes 237 amino acids. Gene Ontology annotation, molecular function: nucleic acid binding; RNA-DNA hybrid ribonuclease activity. The transcript is spliced from 2 exons.